Molecule: messenger RNA, 6078 nt
Organism: Pygocentrus nattereri (red-bellied piranha)
Lineage: Eukaryota; Metazoa; Chordata; Actinopteri; Characiformes; Serrasalmidae
Product: glutathione hydrolase 6
Exons: 4
Coding region: 133-1938 (601 amino acids)
Cellular component (GO): extracellular exosome
Source: RefSeq, a predicted model, not a curated record
UGAACCAGGAAGUGGCGCACGGAGAAAGAAACGUUCCCGACCGAAGGGAAAAGCCUUUAUUAUGCUGUCUGCAGCUCAAACGAGCAGCUCUCCGCUUCACCGUGUGGCGGUAUUAAUGUCAGACUUCAGACGAUGGUGCACGACGCCGUUCGGUACACCAAGCUAGACAGCAAUAAUCGAGAGGAAGCACUUCAUGAGGGGAGCGACGAAGAUGAAGAAGAAGCCGAAGAAGUGACGGUUUAUUUGAGGCAGCCGUCAGAUGGGCUGAAUGGAAAGGCCGUGAAAAAAGACACCUGGGUCCGGGUGAUGGUGGCUCUAGUUCUGCUGGGUAUCGUCCUUGGGUGCAUGCUGUUCGAAAGGCAUGGAUGGUGGUCUGGUCCUGAAAGCCUGCAGAGUGACCUUACCAAAGACACAAAAACCUUGGAGGAGCAUCACCACCAUGCAGGGGAGGAAGAUGAUGACCACAAAGAUGGGCAUGAUCACCAUGACUCGGAUGGCCACUCCCAUGGGCAUACUUCACUAUACCACCAUGGAGUUGUCAUGACAUCUUCAGUGAACUGCUCCAGGGUCGGUAAAGAGCUUCUGCAGGAGGGAGGAAAUGUGGUGGAUGCUGCGAUUGCUUCUCUGCUCUGCCUGGGAGUCGUCCACCCACACACAGCAGGAGUGGGUGGUGUAUUCUCAGGCAUUCUGUACAACCACACCACAGGAUCAUUCAAGACAGUACGUUCAAUUGCACCACACUCACUCUUAGCCACUUAUGGGAUUCCAUCCAUUCUUCAGGGCAUAAAAGCACUGCACUGUCAGCAUGGACAAUCUGACUGGAGCAGGCUUUUCAAGGAAGCCAUAGUGCUAGCUGAGGAUGGUUUCUUCAUUGACAAUGUCUUGGGCAGGGCCUUGGAGACCCACGAGAGUGAAAUUCUGCAGUCCAAGCUGUGCAGUGUGUUUUGUGACACGAGUGGACGCGUGAAAUCUGCAGGCGCGCCUGCCGCCAACCGGAAUCUAUCAGAGCUGUUGCGGGCGGCUAGCCUAAAUGAGUCCCAUUUCCCAGAAACGCUGGCCAUGAAAUUGGCUGAAGACCUCUCGGCACGCGAGGGGCCCACUUUCUUAGCCGCCCUUCAGCGUAGCCAUGGAGAAAUCAAUGACUCCCUUAUCACGCAGGGAGAGAAAUACACUGUCCUUUCAGCCAGCUCCCCUUUCGCUGGACCGAUGCUAUCUGAUAUAUUAGAGCAAGUCAGGGAGCAAAGCCUUUCCUUUCAGAGUGAUGCUGGAGAUUUUAACAGGGCCGCCGCCUCUUUCUCCAGCCUCUUAAACUUGAUUCAAGGACUCAACAAUACAGCCCUGGCUGAGAAGAACCUAGACCUCAUGGAGUUAUUUGCUCUCAAUACACAAAGCAGUCACAUCGGAGUGCUGGACAGGCAGGGUAAUUUUAUCAUUCUGACAGCUUCGCUCAAUGACACGUGGGGUUCUGGCCGAUUCUUGCCAUCAAGUGGAGUUAUCCUCAGCAGCUUUACGUCAGAAAUCUCUGACUUGCCUUACUUUAAUUUUCCAUUGGUUCUAAAGAUCAACAGUGAUGGCGAUGAUCAGGAAGACAAUGAAGAAGACAGCGAAGUAGUGGUCAUCGGCACUACUGGAGGUUUUUCAGCCUUACUUAAUGCUGUUAUUCUCCUGCAAAGGAUUGACUUUGGAAUGGCUUCUACAGAUGCUAUUCAUAGCCCUCUUCUCCAUCUGCAGCAAGGAAGCUCUACAGCUAUGGCCAUUUGCCUGUCUUCUAUUUCAAAUAGCUCAGACAUCUAUAGGCUGCUUUCGGAGACAGAUGGUCACCUACAGCAGGUGGAGGAGUGCUUAGAUUGUUCCCUAUCCAUGGUACUGAGGUUACAUGCAGAACAUGUUGGCGCAUAUGCAGCUCCUGUGAUCAGCGCUCAUGCUGAUGGCUACUAAUGGAAGUACAAAUAUACAGCAUAGCAUUGCAAGAUAGGGCCACUCUUCAUUUCAAUGGUCCCCUAUAGCUUCUCUACACAUCUUCAGAACAAAUCCUCAUAUCUCCAAAAUGGUAAUGUUUUGGAACAUUUUGGAUAGUUUCUGUUGUUCCAGUCAUCAUGAAACUUUUAUGCAACAUAAAGGGCAGUUGGUGUUUUAAAAUUAUACGAAAUAAUAGUAAAUGACAAAAAAAAAAGAUUACCCGUUAUUGAAAAUGAUGUUAAAUGUUAAACAUGAAUGUAAUAUGCAAAGGCAACGACAUACAGAACAUAACUAUUUUAAUGUAUAAUGAUAUGUAUCAUUUCAUUAGUAGAAGAGGAUGUGAUGUUUAGUAGCAGAUUUAGACAAGCAUCUACACAGCAUCUACAGUGAACCAUCACAGGACACUUCCAACAUUAUAAUAAACGAUGAUGUCAAUGCACUAAAUAAGACUUGGCAAGUGUUUUUCAGCUUAAUCUCUAUCUGACGGUAUCUAAUUAUCAAUUUAUUUAUGCAUGUGGUUAAUUAUACGGACAGUAAUUUUGAGGUGUUCUAUUAAAAAAACUGUUAACUUGAAAAAACACUUCCAUGAUUAAGUAACUGCCCACUGACUUCUGUUUAAAUGGUGCUUUUGAGUCAGUGGGUUUUCUAUUAUUUUCUUGGUGUUUAAAUUGUUGUCGGUGCUAAUCAGCCAUACGCUAUAGAUACAGCAGAAAAGGAUUGGCUUGAAACCUGGAGUAUUCCUCCUCAAUAAUUCUUCCAUAAUAGAGAAAUUGAGUUGUCUGAGCUUAAUCAGAUCAACCUAAACCAAUCAUCAGGUUGAUCUACACCAACAUUCUGUGGUCUAUCACUAUGUCAGCGAUACAGAGGACCGUCACAGGACAGGAUAUCUGUACAGUCUUGAGUGCGUUUUGCAUAACGUGCAAAUGGCAAAGCCAUUAACUUUGCUCGUCAUGCACUGUCUGCUUUCCAGGUUGGUGUGGCCAGGCAGACGGACAACAUUAUCUGCCUACCUCUGGAUAGCCGCCUGCUUGUUACAUUAAUUUAGAUGAAUGUGCACGAGGCAUGUAUAUUGAUGCCUGGCUUCACACACCGGGGUCUUAUCAGAGCACUGCUGCCUGAGGGCUUACCUGCAUACCCUUCCCCCUUUGAUAAAUCUUGAUUUUGCACACAGCAGGUGAGCGGUCCUCGCUGAUGGAAAAAAUUGCUUUCUUUAUUGCUGCGGAGGCAGAUUUUUUACCCACCCCCUUCCUCCUUUGAUUGUAAAAGAUGUGGUCUGUCUUCGUCGGCUUCUGCUGUCGACUUUGAUUUUCGUUCCCUGGGCGCACUGUAGUGUGCCAUUCCUCUCUUCUGCUCUGCUGUUCUAAAUCACCAGUGUCUGGCAAAAACAGUGGGACAGAAUAUAUCAGAGUUCAGGCCAUUCUGUUCCAAAAUGUGCCAUGCUUGCUUGAAGCUCUAUCUGAAAACUCUGUGUUUAAGGCAAAACUGCUGGCUUAGAUUUUACUACCAAGCUUAUUUUGAACUAGUGUUUUGAAAGAGCCAGUAGUUUUGUAUUGUCUUUGGCCCUCCAAAAUGAUAACUUCAUCGGUGAAGGGAAAAAGUUAAAUGCAGUGAUGUGAUUCUGUAUUUGCAUUAAAGUGUUUUUACCUGAGCAUAUUGUGGAAACAUCUUUUUGAGAACUGCAUGUACUGUGAGAAACACAGAUUUAGAUUUAUUUUGUAGUUCGGUUCCAUUCGUCUGGCCCAAAGCAAAAAAUGAUACGUUAUUGCAUUUUGGUCUUGGUUUUCUUAGCGUUCACACUGACAUAUGUAACAUUAAACCAAAAGAUGUAAACAAAUGUUAAACGAGUAACAAGUUACAACUGACUGGACAGAUUUUAUGAUGUACAGUAACUGUGGUAAGGUAAGUCUUGUUCUACCUGUCUAGUGAUUUUAGAGCUAUAAGCCACAACCCUCGCUGCAUUACUGUGGUACCUUGGACGUGAAGCAGGGUAAAAUCCCUGUAACAGCCUAGAGUAUUUUCUAAUGACUUCAAACAUGCCUCAGCCUCGUUUAAAACCAAAAUGAUUCAUUCUAUAAUUACAGAUUCAGAGCUUAUGAUGGGACAUAACAAAUGCACAAAACAGCAUCAGACAUCUGUCUUCUCCACAUACCAAAGACGUUAUGCAGAAAAGAGAUGAUGGUUCAUUCUAUCUUAUGUUCGUUUCAGUGUCUUUGGUGUGCAUUGCAUUCAUACUUUAAAUGAACCUUGAGUUUGUUUUGAAGCAAACCAAGACCAACCUGCUCUGGGGGUCUCAGUCCACUUAUUUGGUGCACACCAAAGUUCAGAUGGCAGGAUGGAGAGCUCACUUACAGAGCAAUUGCACCAAGGUUCAUUUUAAUGAAAUCAAAAAAUCUGAACACACUAUUAGACCAAUUAAAAACAGCCUUUACACAGUAACAGUAACUGUUUACUAACUAAACAAAUUGCAUAAUAACAAUUAGUUGAUUAGAUGUCAGUCCAUUAUGCUAUUUUCCUAGUUUAGAACUGUUUUAUUGGACAGUUAGUUGAUUUCUCUUUGUUUCUUCUUAAAUAAGUGAAAAGAAAAGUUUUUUAUAAUGUGGUUUUGCAGUUUUGCUGGUGCAUUUCCUUCAUUCCAACAUGUUUGUAAUCUCCAGAAAGAAAACAGUGCUGUGAUAUACAGACAGGUGACAAAGGAGAAACCAACAUCAGAUGGGCCACCACAAGCUGCCAAAACAGCUUCCAUGUGCCUUGGCAGGGAAAUCUACGCUGGAAGGAUGAAACAGGAUUCUUCCAAAAAUAUUCCCUUUGUUGGUUUAAUAAUGGUGGUGAAGAGUCUGACAUGUUGGUCCAAAAUCUCCUACAAGUGUCACAUUGGGUUUAGAUCUAGUCUGCGAAAGCCAUAGCAUAUGAUUUACUUCAUUUUCAUAUUCAUGAGAUCAUUCAGUGACCCCUCGUAACCUGUGAAUGAGGGUAUUGUCAUCCUGGAAGAGAAUACUCCCAUCAGGAUCAAAAUGUUUCAUCACAGGAUAAAGGUGGUCAGUCAGAAUAACUUUGCAUUUGUCUUUUUAUUUAUGCACUGCCUCCUUCCUCUAACAUCCCUCUUUAUGAAGUAGUGGAUGGGCUGUUCUUGCUGUAGCAGUCUCGUCACGUUCUGUAUUGACAUUCUCGGUCACCUGAGGAGCAGCUAUUCUUCUGUUUUUCCUUUUUUUGCACUAAUGCACAAGCAUCACGCUCAUUGAAUGUGUGCUUUCAUCCAAAGUUUCAAACUCUGUAUAAUGAUGUCUUUCCUAUAAGUCUACAUUCAGAUGUCAUUUCAGUCACUGUUCAUAUAGAAACACUGACUAGUUGAGCAGUCUUUGGGACUGAAGCUCCUGCCAUCCAUGUCCCAAUAAUGAACCAUCUUUAAAAGUCACUUAUAUCCUUUCUUCUUGCCAUCAUGUUCAAAACCUGAGGUCAGCUAAGCCUGCUCAGUAUGUUUAUACCUCACAGAGAAUGAUAGGAUGCUAAUUACAGGAUUGUAUGCAGUACAUCUGUCUGGAAGAAACUUCACUUGUAUGUUUCAUCUCUUUUAUUCAGCUUUUUCAUUUAGCUUGUCAUCUGUCUGUGUGUAAUGAAUCAUGACAAAAUCUUCAAGAACUGUAUUUUUUUUUUCAUUUUUUGCCAUAUUGCAGACCGUUGCUUUAGUGUACAUUGAUUUAAGGAGAUUUUAUUCAAAUCAGUUUUAAAACAUUUUGUCUGUCAUGAAGUGUUCACAUAACAUGAAGGGCAGCAUUUUUAGUCAUAUGAAGCUGAUGAUAUCAUAAUGAUAUGAUAAUGUAAUCAGUAAGUAAUUGAAGUAUCGUUUUAUCGGUCAACCAAGAUUCAUUAUCUGUGAUGAUUUUGAAUCUACACAGCACAAUUCUGGCCUUAUCUGCCAAAUUAUACCGUUUUAAAUGUUUACCUUUUUUAAAUCUUGCACUGAAGCCUCAAAAAUAGCCUAAAUAUAAAAAUGUAUGUUUUUGUGAUGCUGGAUGUGAACAAAUCUAAUUCAUGUGUAAUUGCGUUGCACUGAAAUGACUUAUGGAGAUCUAUGUGAGUUUUUACUGAAAACCAUCAAAGUAAAUGCUAUAUUUCUCUUAA